This is a messenger RNA of Talaromyces proteolyticus, 1254 nucleotides long. RefSeq names its product putative ribonuclease T2 family. The transcript is spliced from 6 exons. The record is from RefSeq and is a predicted model, not a curated record. Gene Ontology annotation, molecular function: RNA binding; ribonuclease T2 activity. The coding region runs from base 1 to 1254 and encodes 417 amino acids. NCBI's taxonomy places the organism in Eukaryota, Fungi, Ascomycota, Eurotiomycetes, Eurotiales, Trichocomaceae. Gene Ontology annotation, biological process: RNA catabolic process. Gene Ontology annotation, cellular component: extracellular region.
AUGCAGCCUCUUCUCCCGGGUCCACAGCGAAUUCUGCAGUCACUCAGUGGACCUCUGGGCUUGUUGGCAUCUAAUAGCCCCUUGUUUGGAGGGGUGCACCAAACAGAUACCAAGUUUUCUGCUUGUUCAAGGCCAGAAUUAAGCUGCAGGACCCAGUUCCAGAGCCAGGAUACAUGUUGUUUCAACUACCCGGGAGGACACUUCCUGCAAACCCAAUUCUGGGAUACCGACCCAGCUGUUGGUCCAGACGACUCUUGGACGAUACACGGAUUGUGGCCAGACCACUGUGAUGGGGGAUUUGACCAGUACUGUGACAGCCACAGGCGGUAUAGCAACAUAUCGUUGAUUUUGGUUGACUCCGGUCGAGGAGACUUGCUUGAGUAUAUGCAAACCUACUGGAAAGACUUCCGUGGAGAUGAUCCUGAUUUAUGGGAACACGAGUGGAAUAAGCACGGGACUUGCAUUAGCACUCUAGAGACCAAGUGCUACUCAGAUUAUGUCCCGCAGGAAGAGGUUGUUGACUAUUUUGACAAGUCCGUUGAUCUGUUCAAGGGACUGCCUUCCUUUGAGACUUUAUCAAAAGCUGGCAUCGUUCCAUCCCACGACGAGACCUAUGAUUUUGCCGACAUUCAAGAAGCCCUUGAUGCUGCACAUGGAGCUCAAGUUACUGUGCGAUGCCGUAGAGGCGCAUUGAACGAAAUCUGGUAUCACUUCAAUGUUGCCGGUCGACUCCAAACCGGAAGGUUUGAGCCGGCUGAUGCAGUUGGUGGAGGAUCAAACUGCCCUAGAUCAGGCAUUCGCUAUAUUCCAAAAAAGCCAGCGCCAACCCACCAGCCUCACCCUACAGUCACAGAUGCUCCCGGAGGACCUGAGCCUACCGGUCCCGUGCAGACGCGUAAAGGAAAUCUCAGAGUGUAUACUUUGAAUCAACAGCGCGGGUGUCUAAUCAGCCGUGGCACGUGGUUUACUUCUGGCACUUGUGCAACAUUCAAAGCGAAGGAUGUUACAGACGGGUUCCAUGUCGAGUCUCGGCGAGGUCCUUGUGGUUUUGUUAAAGACAUUUUCACUUGCGGUCAUCAAAUACGAAACCCAGCGCUUUUCACUAUCAACGACAACAAUAUUCUCGUCUAUAGUGGAAACAGCACUUUGUUCGCCGACAAGGCGCCCAAAGGCCAUGUCCAGAGUAAAAUCUUUGCUCAUGAUGGAAACGGGGAACAUGCUAUUGAACUGAGUAUAGCUUGGUUUGAGACAUAG